CCGAGCUCUAUUCAACGCAGUGCUGCGCAGACCUCUGUGACUCGACCUCAGAGCAAAUAAUAAUGAUAUAGUUUGUCAAGAGAUCGCUCAGUCUGGAUCAAUUGAACAUUCGCUGAUCGUGCUAGAGCAGCAGUUAAACGUCAACGGCGUUGGAAUUGGGAGAUCGAAUAAUUGCACAAUUCACACAGUGAAGUCGGAACAAUAUACAAACUCUUAAAACGCUGAGAUGAAGACACCGUGGAUUGUUUUCAUGGUCUGCCUCGUUCUAAUCUGCACCGUCCGAGAUACUCGGGGUCAGAUGUUUGGCGGAAACUGGAUGAAAAAUCUCUUCACUGGCCUGAAUCGAAUGGCCAAGGAUUUAGAGCUGCCGAGGGUGCAGCAGGACCUCGCGAAAACGGAAAGGCAUCACAUCGGAACUAUCGGUAGAAAGGGCACCGAGGGUUCAGCCGACGCAGAGAUCAUCAGGGACAUCCUUCACGGCUCGGAAAAGGUUCGCCAACCUUCUGGACGUACGGUGAACGAGUUUCGGUACAUCCGCAACCCGGCAGACUCUAUUUUCAAACCGAUCUCGCGGUUGAAACGGAAUUGAAAAACGAGGCACCGUUUGCACGGCCAUAUAGUCACGCGGUAAAUCGCUUAUUUGAAAAGUGAGAAAACUUACUAUCGACCGUGAGAAUCAGGUACGAUCUGGAAAAAGGCUGCCUAUCUGCAAUAUUCGUCUGAAAGAAUUUUAAAUCUUUUUUCAUAGAUGAGUGCAUAACUGGGCGAGAAACGUCUGAGAUUUCAACUUUCUUCACACGAGGGAUGCAAAUUUUAGUUUUUAUCGUACUCUAGAAAUAAUAGGCUAGAAAUUCGUAGUUGUAUAAAAAUUCUGUAAUUCUAAUAAGUGCAAUAAAGUGAC
Diprion similis is the source of this 901-nucleotide messenger RNA. RefSeq lists its product as uncharacterized. The record is from RefSeq and is a predicted model, not a curated record. Lineage: Eukaryota; Metazoa; Arthropoda; Insecta; Hymenoptera; Diprionidae. The transcript has 2 exons. The coding region runs from base 227 to 589 and encodes 120 amino acids.